Messenger RNA from Labrus bergylta (ballan wrasse), 623 nucleotides. Its product is annotated as gamma-crystallin M1. Lineage: Eukaryota; Metazoa; Chordata; Actinopteri; Labriformes; Labridae. Gene Ontology annotation, molecular function: structural constituent of eye lens. Gene Ontology annotation, biological process: lens development in camera-type eye; visual perception. The record is from RefSeq and is a predicted model, not a curated record.
AGAGCAAGUUUUACCAUCCACUGGGAACCACCUAAACCACCAUCAUGGGCAAGAUCAUCUUCUACGAGGAGAGGAACUUCCAGGGUCGCUCCUAUGAGUGCAUGAGCGACUGCUCCGACGUGUCCUCCUACCUGAGCAGGUGCCAGUCCUGCAGGGUGGAGAGCGGCUGCUUCAUGGUCUACGAGCGCCCCAACUUCAUGGGCAUGCAGUUCUUCAUGAGGAGGGGCGAGUACAACGACAUGCAGCGCAUGAUGAGCAUGGGCAUGAUGUUCGACAACAUCAGAUCCUGCAGGAUGAUCCCCUUCCACAGAGGUCAGUUCAGGAUGAGGAUCUACGAGAGGGAGAACUUCGGUGGUCAGAUGAACGAGCUGAUGGACGACUGUGACAACAUCAUGGAGCGUUACCGCAUGUCCGAGUGCCAGUCCUGCAACGUGAUGGAUGGCCACUGGCUGAUGUACGAGCAGCCCCACUUCAGAGGCAGGAUGAUUUACCUGAGGCCCGGAGAGUACAGGAGCUUCAUGAACAUGGGCAUGAGCGGCACCAGGUUCCAAAGCAUGAGGCGUAUCACUGACAUGUGCUAGACUUCUGUUUUUGACCUAAGUGAAUAAAGAUGACAUGUAAUU